AAAAAAUCAACACAUAACCUACAAAAAUUAUAAAUUGGUAUAUAACAUUUAAUAUUUGCACAUAAUGAAAUAUGGAUCAAAUACUUCAAGGAAGUGAAUCUAAAACCCCUAAAAACUUAUCAUAUAUUGGAAAAACAUUAAUUUAUGUUACUGGUGGUUUAGCCGCAGGUGUCAGUAUUGUUUGUAUCCCAUUCGUAUCUCCCGCUUUGAGGAAAAUUUGUUUACCAUAUGUUCCUGCUACAACUGAACAAAUAGCCGGAGUUAGUAAAGCUCUAGCAGGCCGCAGUGGCAGACUAUUAGACGUUGGCUCCGGAGAUGGUAGGAUCGUGUUUACAGCUGCUAAACUUGGAUUCAAAGCUGAGGGUGUUGAACUUAAUCCAUGGUUAGUUUAUUACUCUAGAGUAGCAGCUUUAUUUACUCCUCAAUGCCGUGACACUAGGUUUUAUAGGAAAAACUUAUGGAAUUUUGAUUUAAAGCCAUAUGAGAAUAUAGUGAUAUUUGGUGUUGAACAGAUGAUGAGAGACUUUGAGAAGAAACUCCUCAAUGAGACUAACAGUGGUACAGUGGUUGUCGCAUGUAGGUUUCCUCUUCCUAAUAUGAUACCAAUCGAAACAAUAGGUCAUGGGGUAGAUACUGUAUGGAAAUAUGUUGUAAAAAGAUAA
Molecule: messenger RNA, 662 nt
Organism: Amyelois transitella
Lineage: Eukaryota; Metazoa; Arthropoda; Insecta; Lepidoptera; Pyralidae
Product: ATP synthase subunit C lysine N-methyltransferase
Exons: 1
Coding region: 72-662 (196 amino acids)
Biological process (GO): peptidyl-lysine trimethylation; regulation of mitochondrial ATP synthesis coupled proton transport; positive regulation of proton-transporting ATP synthase activity, rotational mechanism
Cellular component (GO): mitochondrion
Molecular function (GO): protein-lysine N-methyltransferase activity
Source: RefSeq, a predicted model, not a curated record